UCAUGUGGUGUUCAUAGGCAGCGGAGAGUAUGCGGAAAGCGCAUUGAUAAACAACCCGGGCUCCCUUUGAGGACAGCACACAGCUCGGUGGUUGUGUGUUUUUUUUUUUUACAGGUUUGUUUAGUCUAGGCUCGUCCAUCAUGGCUUGGACAAAAUAUCAGCUGUUCCUGGCGGGGCUGAUGCUCACAACUGGCUCCCUCAACACUUUGUCCGCCAAAUGGGCUGACAUGUUCUCAGCGAAGGGCUGCCAUGGUGACCCUGACCACGCCUUCUCCCAUCCAUUUGUACAGGCAGUAGGAAUGUUUUUGGGCGAGUUCAGCUGUCUCGCAGUCUUCUACAUCUUGGUUUGCCAGGACAGACGCAGGCCGGAGCCGCGGAUGAACCGCGGCCAAAGUUUCAACCCUCUACUCUUCUUUGCUCCGGCGAUGUGUGACAUGACAGCCACUUCCAUCAUGUAUAUCGCUCUCAACAUGACGAGCGCCUCCAGCUUCCAGAUGCUUCGCGGAGCCGUCAUCAUCUUCACCGGUCUGCUCUCUGUGGCCUUUCUGGGUCGUCGGCUCGCACCCAGUCAGUGGCUUGGCAUCUGCAUCACCAUCCUCGGCCUGGUGGUAGUGGGACUCGCCGACAUCGCCAGUGGCCACAGCGAUGACUCCCACAAGCUCAGUGAUGUCAUCACAGGCGAUCUCCUGAUCAUCAUGGCUCAGAUCAUUGUUUCGGUGCAAAUGGUGCUGGAGGAGAAGUUUGUCUACAAGCACGACGUGCAUCCUCUGCGAGCCGUUGGAACCGAAGGUCUUUUUGGUUUUGUCGUCCUGUCCCUGCUGCUCAUCCCCAUGUACUUCAUCCACGUCGGCAACUUCAGCGACAACCCUCGGCAGGUCCUGGAGGACGCGCUGGACGCCUUCUGUCAGAUCGGACACAAGCCCCUCAUCCUCCUGGCCCUCCUGGGCAACACGGUCAGCAUCGCCUUCUUCAACUUCGCCGGGAUCAGCGUCACCAAAGAGAUCAGCGCCACCACCCGGAUGGUGCUGGACAGCCUGCGCACGCUGGUCAUCUGGGUGGUGAGCCUGGCGCUGGGCUGGGAGCGCUUCCACGGCCUGCAGGUCCUGGGAUUUUUGGUGCUGCUGAUAGGGACGGCGCUCUACAACGGACUUCACCGCCCCCUGCUGGCCAGGAUACCGUGGUGUGCCGCCAGGAUGAACCUAGAGGAGGAUAGCAGUGAUGCGGAAAGGGAGAGACUGCUGAACGACGGACGGGUGCAGGCCUGUGAAGACACAUAGAAUAAGCUGAAAGCACUGACAGCGCCACAGAAACGGCAGCUUUCGUAAAUGCUGUCCGACGUUUUUUUACCCUUUUUCUGUUUACGCCUCAGGUUUUAAUUGAUCUCGUAAAAUGCUGUAAUUGGAAUUUUUUUUUUAAAAGUAACAGUAACAGGGAACAACACUUAUUUCCUUUCUUGCUGAGAACUAAAUAGGUCUACUGACAACACUUUGACACAGACCAAUCAGUUUCACUACGUUUCAAUGAGAAAAAAAAAAUCCCACAUUGAGAAAUAUUAAAGUCACUGCUGUCGCUGGUACUCCUGCUGUCAGUAAUGUGUCCAACCAUCUUUUGCCUGUCGAAUAGCACUUUCCGGUACUCUUCUAAAACAUUUCACAAGGUUGAAUCAAGUUUUCUUACAGAAUGGAGGUCUGACAUGGCAAUAAAGAAGGUUUCCUUUUGUGCCUGGUGAACCGUUCCUGUGUUGUUUCGGUCAGACGUUUCGGACUAAUAACCUGCUGAAAGCGCCUUUUCGCUCAACCUGAUUUUCAUUUGAAGAGUCCUGGUGUUUCAAGGAGCUCACAAGAUUCCCAGAGCUUUGGGAAAAAGAAAACAAACAUUCUUUGUUUCACAUCAAAGGAGUCUGCAGCCAAAAUUCUCUCAGUCUUUCUCUAUUCUGAGGAAAACACAGGCUUCCCAUUAAAAAGCCCCCGCAGAGUUCAGCAAACUCUAAAUGCUUGCAUUUGUGAGGGUAGGAUAGAAAAGGCUUAUUUACUCACGUCACUCCAUGUAGGGAACGUUUAAAGGUUGUUACAGAGGCUUGUUGACCCGACAAUACAACCGCUUGAUGCAUUUGCCUUACAGUGAGCUUUGGAGAUCUUCUUCCUCUCUUUCCAUCUCGUCUAUUUAUCCAAUCUAAACUCGGAUCCUCAUCCACCCUGAUGACCAAUGUUUGAGAAGUCAUGAGUUAAAAGUUGUUAGAAAACCCUGAUCAAAUUAACUUGAUUGAUUCAAUUGAUUUACUUUAAUGAAACAUUUUAAACGAUUGUGUUUUGGCGGAAAUGUGGCAUUAAUGUUAGGAAGUUUGAAAAUGACUUGGGCAUUGUCAUUGUCAUUUGGCAUUUGUGGUCUUUAUUUUGCUUUGCGAUCGGUCCAAUUUGUGCUAAUAUUGGUUCCCCACACUUGAAACUGACGUCGAUGUUGUCUUUACACGUUCUGCGAGGAUCAGGGUUUGUUCUCAUCCCAAAACGUCAGACAGUUACGAUCUAGAAAUAGAAGAGAGCCGGAGAGGCUUCUACAUCACAACGCUGUUUUAAAGAGAAAGUUUUUGUGUAAGAGGUGCUUUUUGCUUCUUAGACACUCAAAAACACUUUUUUAUGUACCUCUUUCUCAUUAUUGUGAGCUUUUAGAAAAGAAACUUGAGCAGUUUCUUUGCUGUUAUUACAACAAAGAAAAUGAGAGAAAAUUACUCUCCACAUCAAACCCUUUCCUUUGUCUUAUAUUUUGUCGAAGGCAGACCAAUGUGUCAUCAUGUCUCUAAAUGAUUACAAUAUUUUUUUAAAUAUGAAAUUAGUACAUUUAGUUCAUUGUGCCAAGUUUUCUGCUUGUAUGUGAACAUACAAGUAUGCUUCCUUACAGCACUAAAUGUACUUUAGGAAAGUAUUGUUAAAUCUCUUAGUUGAGAUCUUUCCUGUAGUUAGAGAAGCAGAAAAGUUUGUACAGUAUAGAAUGACAAAGGGAACUCUUAUUAAAUUUACUCAAAUAUUGUGUUUUUUUCCCCUCAGGCAUAUUCUGUAAAAAAAAAGUACAGAAGUAAAGACUUUUUGCUUUUUAAUUUCAUGAAAUUUUAAAUUGAAUGCAUUGCGACAUCAUUUAGCUGUACAUUGACAGGUUUGAAUAUGUUGAAUAUUAAUAAAAAUGUAUCUUCAUUCAGAGUCA
Messenger RNA from Fundulus heteroclitus (mummichog), 3195 nucleotides. RefSeq names its product solute carrier family 35 member F6 (gene slc35f6). Gene Ontology annotation, molecular function: transmembrane transporter activity. The record is from RefSeq and is a predicted model, not a curated record. The coding region runs from base 141 to 1277 and encodes 378 amino acids. NCBI's taxonomy places the organism in Eukaryota, Metazoa, Chordata, Actinopteri, Cyprinodontiformes, Fundulidae. The transcript has 6 exons. Gene Ontology annotation, cellular component: membrane; intracellular membrane-bounded organelle. Gene Ontology annotation, biological process: transmembrane transport.